AUGUUCAGUACCAAGACGUGUGCUAUUGCCGUGAGCCUGAUGGUGUCCCUGGGGGCGGCCGAUAAGGCUGUCUUGGGCGUCGGAGAGGUCGAUCUGAUUUUUCCACGAAACGGGACCUUUGCCCCGAUGACAAUCACGCCCAUUGUCUUUGGCAUUCAGAACCCUGCGGUCAUUGACGGACUCUACCCAAUUCUGGGCUACGGCCUCUGGACGGCGGAUACCUCACCAGACAAUCAAACCGACCUGACAUAUCUGACUGACGGCCACUUGCCCAAUAAGACUGGCCCUGUGUCAUUCCUAAUCGAUGGUAUAGCCAAUACCCACAACACUGAGAAUCAAUGGCGAUUCGUCUGGAGACUGAUAUGGACAAAUUGCUCGAUACCGGAUAAUGAGACCACUUCUGAACUCAGCCUCGGGCUAGGCGACCAUGUGAUUGCCCAAUCUCUUCUUUUCACCACAAAAAAGGGGGCAACUCCGCUCAAUCUCACCACUCUCACUGCCGAUGACAAGUGCAAUGACGCCCAGGCGCUGACAUUCCAUGCCACUACAACCAUGCCAGCACCACUGACCGAUGCUCGGGGCGAAACAUGCGCCGUGCUGAAGAGUCCGUCACCUACUCCGACUCCUUGCAAGGCCAGUAUUGCGCCUGCGGCUGCCUCAAGCAUCUCGUCUUCCCUUACCGCGAGUUAUUGCCAAUACCCUACCCCUGUCAUAAGCUGCCCAGCCAAGAGGAAUGGGGCCCCUAUCAACGAGGCGACAUCUCACUUCAGAUGGUGGCUUGCCGGUGUCUUGCUUGUUGGAAAGCUUUUCGUUUGA
Molecule: messenger RNA, 816 nt
Organism: Penicillium bovifimosum
Lineage: Eukaryota; Fungi; Ascomycota; Eurotiomycetes; Eurotiales; Aspergillaceae
Exons: 1
Coding region: 1-816 (271 amino acids)
Source: RefSeq, a predicted model, not a curated record